UUUUAGAAUCACAUCUUGGUUAUUGGAAUUUAAAAAAAAGAAAAAGAAAGAAAUACAAUGGCCUGUUUGGCAAGAUUAAAAUCUGAUGUAAAAUCAUUAAGCGAAAUAUUUCCUCGUACACAUCCAUUAUUUCGUGUUACAUUAGCUACUGUGGAUGAAAUUUCUUGUUUGUUUAUUGUUCGUAAUAAUAAUAAUAAUAAUAAUGAUGAUGAGAAAUUAUUAUCAUUGGAAAAAAAAUUUAUAAUCAAUGCCAAUAUAACUGAAACUUAUCCACAUGAUCCACCUGUUUGGUUUUCUGAAUCGGAUGAUAUUUCACCAACAUUACAAACAUUAACAUCAACAACUGAUAAUAAUAAUUUUAUUUUACGUCAGGUUGCUAUCCUAUUGGAACAUCUUUGCAAUCAUUUUUCCAUUCCAAAACCAAUGGAUGAAUUGACCAAAUUGAAUCAUCUUUGGUUGAAUCCAAAUAUUACGACAAACAUAUUGAAUCAACGCCUUUAUCAUCAACAAAAUAUAAAUAAUAAUAAUAAUAAUAAUAAUAAUAAUGUGAAAGCAUCAUCAUCAUCAUCAAUGAUUGAUUCAUCAUCAACAACAACAUUUACAAUGCCAUUUUCAUCAAUAACAUCAUCAAGUAAUGGUGCUAUUGAUCAAUCUUUAAAUAAUUCUGUAUCGAUGAUGGAUAAAUCUUCUUCGAGAGAAACAUCAUCAUCAUCAUCAUCAAUAUUAUCGAAUCAUGUAUCAUCAAGUUCAUCAACAUCAACAUCAUCAAUUACAUCAUUGAAUUCAUUGUCAAAAAUGACAACGACAAAAAUGAAUACAACAACACAACAGCAACAAGAAACAAUAAUGUCUAAUGGUAUCAUCUCUGCCAAUAAUAAUAAUCAUCAUCAAAGUUCAAUCUCUUCAACAAGUGGUAAUGAAAUGGUUGCUAGUUCGAAUGGUACUGUUAAUCAUUCUGAUGAAUUAAAAUCUAACGGUGGUGGUGAUAAUAAUGAAGCCGAAGAUGAUGAUGAUGAAGAUGAUGAUGAUGAAACCGAUAUGCAUAUAGAAAUGGAAGAUGAAACACAAAAUGAACAAAAUAAUUCCGAUGGUAUUAGUUCGGAUAAUUGGGCGCAUUUAGAACGUAUACGACAAAGUCAUCAUCAAUUUUUUCAAAAUGGAAAUUAUAGUUUUUCAGUACAAGCUACUGAUCGUUUGAUGAAAGAAUUACGUGAUAUAUAUCGUUGCGAUAGUUUUAAACGCAAAGUAUUCGAAGUACAUCUGGUUAAUGAUAAUCUUUAUGAAUGGAAUGUACAUCUGAAAAAAGUUGAUCCCGAUUCACAACUGCAUAGUGAUUUACAAGCAUUAAAAGAUAAAGAAGGCCAUGAUCAUAUUACAUUGAAUGUAACAUUCAAAGAAAAUUAUCCAUUUGAGCCACCAUUUAUUCGGGUGGCAUCACCAUUUAUAUCUGGUGGUUAUGUAUUAGGUGGUGGAGCAUUAUGUAUGGAAUUGCUUACGAAACAGGGAUGGAGUAGCGCAUAUUCAAUGGAAGCGAUUAUCUUACAGAUCUCAGCAACAUUGGUCAAAGGAAAAGCAAGAAUAAUAUUUAAUGGACAUCGGGGCCAAUAUAGCCUUGCAAGAGCACAACAGUCUUUCCGUUCUUUAGUUUCUAUACAUGAAAAAAGUGGAUGGUAUACACCACCACAAGAAGAUGGUUAAAAUGAUAAUCUUUUUUAGGAAAAGGUUAUCGACCGAUUCUCAAAUUUCGCCAAUCACGGCCAUCAUCAUCAUCAAUAUUUUAGGAAUGACCGUUGUAUUUUUUUCUCUCACCU
Messenger RNA from Dermatophagoides pteronyssinus (European house dust mite), 1811 nucleotides. Its product is annotated as ubiquitin-conjugating enzyme E2 25. Lineage: Eukaryota; Metazoa; Arthropoda; Arachnida; Sarcoptiformes; Pyroglyphidae. The record is from RefSeq and is a predicted model, not a curated record.